ACGAAUACAUAUAUUAACAGACUUUGAUAUCCUCCGAAACUAACUCUCAAGCUGAAGCUGACGUUAUUUCUUUUAAGAUGGAGGCAGCUAGAUGCAUUGAGAAAGAAGACUGGCUUGGGAAUCAGCGGUUUCUUGAUGAUGGUGUUCCAACUUCAACAUCUGAGCAACAGGAAGAUGUGGAAAAUCUCGUUGACAACAAGUUUGCCAUGUACAGGGCUAGGAUCAAGAAUUUGGCUCCUGAGGACAAAGGACCCGUUUUAGAGCGUUUCAAACAUCUUGCUUAUCUCAACAAAGGUCUAUGUUACCUCUCAGAAUCCUAUGAGGUAUUGGAUGCCAGUCGACCAUGGCUAUGCUACUGGAUAUUACACAGUCUGGAGCUAUUAGGAGAAAAACUUACCCCUGAACAGUCCUCAAAUAUUGCCCAAUUUCUUGGUAAAUGUCAGUGUCCUGAUGGAGGCUUUGCAGGUGGCCCAGGACAGAUAGCCCAUCUAGCCCCUACCUAUGCUGCUGUGCUUGCCCUUAGUACUCUAGGAACAGAGGAAGCAUAUAAUAUCAUUGAUAGACCAAAGCUUCAAUCUUACCUCCUGAGAAUGAAAACACCAGAGGGUGCUUUCCUAAUGCAUAGCUCUGGAGAAGUAGAUGUCAGAGGAGCUUAUUGUGCAGCAGUAUCUGCUCUUCUUACAAAUGUAGCAACUCCUGAUAUGUUUGACGGCACACCAGAAUGGAUCGUCAGUUGCCAGACGUAUGAAGGAGGAUUUGCUGGCCAGCCUGGUAUGGAAGCUCAUGGAGGAUACACCUUUUGCAGUGUCGCAGCCCUGGUGCUAUUAGGACAUGAGAGAUUAUGUGAUGUCCAGGGUUUAUUAAGAUGGCUUGCUAUGCGUCAGAUGCGGUUUGAAGGUGGUUUUCAGGGAAGAACAAACAAACUUGUUGAUGGCUGCUACUCCUUCUGGCAGGCUGGAGUCUUUCCUCUUAUUCACUCCAUUCUCAGUAAACAGGAUGAUACAGCUCUUAGUAUGGACUCAUGGAUGUUUGAUCAGAGAGCAUUACAAGAGUAUGUUCUUCUCUGUUGUCAGUAUAAUCAUGGAGGACUUAUAGACAAACCUGGAAAGGCUAGAGACUUUUACCACACCUGCUAUUGUCUAAGUGGUCUAUCAGUGGCUCAACAUUUCUUAGCUGGUCAACUCAGGGAAGAUGAUGUAGCUGGUGAUCCCAAAAAUGAACUUAGACCAACCCAUCCAGUGUUUAACAUCAGUCUCCAGUGUGCCCACAAUGCAUCACACUACUUCGGCAAGCUACCCAUCCCCACCCCCAGAUGAGGAUACGUUGAGUCUGAGUCGUAGACUACCUAAUCUGUAUUAUUAUGAUUAUGCUAUCCAUCCACUGCUGCAAUAUGCAUCCCCUAUGGUAGUAAACAUGUAUGAAAUAUGAUGGGAAUCAAUCAUCAGCGAGGUUUGACUGUACGUGAUCUGACGAAAAAUCCUCCAUG
This is a messenger RNA of Lytechinus variegatus (green sea urchin), 1486 nucleotides long. RefSeq names its product protein farnesyltransferase subunit beta-like. Gene Ontology annotation, biological process: protein farnesylation. Lineage: Eukaryota; Metazoa; Echinodermata; Echinoidea; Temnopleuroida; Toxopneustidae. The coding region runs from base 78 to 1316 and encodes 412 amino acids. The record is from RefSeq and is a predicted model, not a curated record. Gene Ontology annotation, cellular component: protein farnesyltransferase complex. The transcript has 12 exons. Gene Ontology annotation, molecular function: protein farnesyltransferase activity.